Messenger RNA from Trichogramma pretiosum, 2541 nucleotides. RefSeq names its product protease 2-like. Bases 213 to 2432 code for a protein of 739 amino acids. The record is from RefSeq and is a predicted model, not a curated record. NCBI's taxonomy places the organism in Eukaryota, Metazoa, Arthropoda, Insecta, Hymenoptera, Trichogrammatidae. Gene Ontology annotation, molecular function: serine-type endopeptidase activity. The transcript has 3 exons. Gene Ontology annotation, biological process: proteolysis.
CAGUACUAUCAUCGCUGCCGCCGUUAUCAUUAUUGUCGAGAAAAUAAAGAGUGACGAAUAAAUAACGAAUUUGCAUAAACUCGCGAACAUUUCGAAGCCGUUUUUAGAAAAGUUUCAAGCCAAAAUUAGUUAGUGAUCUUUGUUUGUUUAAGAUUUUUUACUUUUGUUUACUUUUGUUUACAAGCCAUAGCAAAACUGUACGGCUUUCACAUAUGGCGCUUGUUGUACUUAACCUUGUUAACAGCACAAAAAAACUACCGUGUUUUGCAAAAUCAUUCUCGCUACUGCGUCCUAAAUUAUUGCGCGAACCGAUCAAAAGGACAUCGCUCACUUUAGUGGAAUCAAACUUAAAAAAACACCAAAAAUUUGAAAAAAUGAAGCCCCCAGUAGCAGCUGAAAGACCUCAUAAGUAUGAAAUUCAUGGAACAGUAUUAGAAGAUGAAUAUUUUUGGAUGAGAGAUUCUAAAUGGCCUGAAGUUGAAGACAAAGAUGUUUUGGAAUAUGUCAAAGAAGAAAAUGCAUAUACAGAAGAAUUCUUUGCCCCCCAUAAAUCAUUAAAAAAUGAUAUUUUUGAAGAGCUCAAAGGACGAAUAAAGCUAGAUGAUCAAACACCUUAUGUAAAAAAAGGAGAUUAUUAUUAUUACAGUAGAACAGAGAGUGAUAAGGAAUAUUCCAUCCACUGCCGAAAACAUAAAUCUACUGAUGCUCCUGAAGAGAUAAUCCUUGAUAUCAAUGUUCUUGCAAAAGACAAAAAAUUUACAGAUGUUGAUGUUGUUAAAGUUUCUCCUGACCAUAAUUUAUUAGCCUACAGUGUUGAUUUUGCUGGACUAGAACGCUAUAAUAUUAAAGUCCUUAAUUUACAAACUAAAGAAUAUCUAGUAGAUGAAAUAAUCAAUGUAUCUGGUAACAUAAUAUGGCAUGAAAAGCUAAAUGGCUUUUUCUAUUCCCCUUUAAAUGAACAUUUACGCACUGAUACAUUAAAGUUCCAUACAUUGGGAGAGAAACAAGAAAAUGAUAAGACUUUAUUUCACAUUGAUGAUGUUUUGUACCAAUUAAGAGUCCACAAAUCAUCUAGUAAGGAGUAUGUUUUCAUCAAUGUAUCUGGACACAAUACCAAUGAAAUUCAUGUCAUUAAAAUGAGUGAUACUACUUUUAAAACAGAAUUAAUAAGGCCGAAGAAAGAAGAUAUUUUUUAUGACGUAGAGCAUAAUGAUGAUCUUUUUUAUAUUAAAACUAAUGAUCAAGCCAAGAACUUCAGAAUUGUCACAGUUGGCACUGAUAAAUUUCACAACGAUCAAUGGGAAAAUAACUAUGUUCCAGAAAUUUCAAACCAAUACCUGUGUGAUUUUGGAAUGACGAAAAAUUAUCUGAUCCUCACCUACCGUGUGAAGGGCCUACCAAUCGUCGUAGUCAAAAGUCUAGAUACCGAAAAACAGAAAGAUAUUCAAUUUAGCGAUGGGUCUUACACUGCAUCAGCAAAAUCGACCAAUUUUGAGGAGAAUGAUAUCAGAAUUAAUUAUUCGUCCCUUGCGCGGCCAAACACAACAUACACUUAUGACUACCCUAGUGGCCAGCUAAACAUUAUCAAAGUUCAAGAGAUACCGAGCGGGCACGAUCCCAAAGAAUACACAGUUGAACGGAUAUACGCCAGCACUGACGGUGUAGAAGUUCCCAUUACUGUACUUUACAAAACUUCACUCUUUGAGGGCCCAAAGAAUCCACUUUGCAUGUACGGCUACGGUUCCUACGGGCACGCCUAUCCGGUAAAUUUCAAAAAUCAAGCAAUAUCGUUGGUAAAUCGCGGCUUUGUCUACGCGAUCGCCCACAUCCGUGGCGGUGACGAUCUCGGUCACGACUGGUACGAAGAGGCAAAGUUCUUAAAGAAAAAGCGUACUUUCGAGGACUUUAUCGCCUGUGCCGAGACUCUGUGCGCCAAGGGCUACACGACCAAGGGCAACAUCGUGUGCGGGGGCGGAAGCGCCGGGGGAUUGUUGAUCGGUGCUGUCAUUAACAGCAAACCGGAACUUUUCAAAGCUGCGCUUCUCCAUGUGCCCUUCGUAGACGUGCUCAACACUAUGCUGGACGAGACGCUGCCCUUAACACCCGGUGAAUUUAAGGAGUGGGGAAAUCCGAAGGAGUUGGAUUACUUCAAUUACAUCAAGUCUUACUCGCCGUAUGACAAUAUCAAGGCUCAGAAGUACCCACACAUCUUUACCACUGCUGGUCUGUCGGAUCCUCGAGUCGGCUACUGGGAGGCUGCCAAGUGGGUCGCCAGGUUGAGAAAAAUCAAGACCGACGACAACGUAUUAAUCAUGAAGACGAACAUGGAUUCCGGACACAUGGGCUCCUCUGGAAGGUACGAUUACUUAAAGGAGAUUGCCGAUGACAUCGUUUUCAUACUCAAGGUUUUCAACAUGAUUCCUCAAGUCUAAGGGUAUUAAAAAAAAUGAAAAGUAUUUAAAUAUUUUUAAUUUUGUGAAUUGUUUUACUUGUCUUGCAAUGAAUUUGUCUUAGGAAUAAAAAAGAUUAUCCGUUUUCAAU